This is a messenger RNA of Plasmodium fragile, 822 nucleotides long. RefSeq lists its product as uncharacterized. NCBI's taxonomy places the organism in Eukaryota, Apicomplexa, Aconoidasida, Haemosporida, Plasmodiidae. Gene Ontology annotation, molecular function: structural constituent of ribosome. Gene Ontology annotation, biological process: translation. The coding region runs from base 1 to 822 and encodes 273 amino acids. The record is from RefSeq and is a predicted model, not a curated record. Gene Ontology annotation, cellular component: mitochondrion; ribosome; small ribosomal subunit. The transcript is spliced from 5 exons.
AUGAACGUACGUUUUUGUAUCCUCUUUCUCAUAUUACACUGCACUAAUGGGAGACGUACCGCCUUGAGGGUAGUGCCUGAAGGCACAACUGCCUUUGUGAGGACAGCCCCCAAGAAAAACACCUUAACGAGGGACGCUCGAGUUUAUAACAAUUUAGAGAAAGUCAACACGCAUAUAAAAGACCUAGACAUUUUAAACAAGUGGAAGGAAAACUACCACCUUCGAAUAAUUCUGAACUCAUACUUUUCGGACCACCUGCAGAAGGCUGUUUUAAACGUGAAGGAGAAAAUUAGCCAGUACCCACAAUUCAUCAUUGCUGGCCCGAUUCCUCAAAAGACGAUAAAGAAGAGAUUCACCUUCCUGAGGUCGCCCCACGUGGACAAGGACAGCAGGGAGCAAUUCGAGAUAAAGCAGUACGGAUGUAAGCUAGACAUUUUCCUCAACCCCUCUGUCACCUUGAAGAGCAACGAAUUCACGAACUUCCUGUCCGUGAAGCUGCCCCGGUUUGUGGGCUUUGAAUACUACUUUGAAGAAAAUUACAAAGGACUCAAAAAGGAGGAAGUGCAAAAUUUAAAAAAAAAAAAAUACGUCAGCAAAUACUAUACAAAUUUGUUAAACGCCAAGGAGAAAAAAAAGAUUGUGGAGUUGUUGUUGGAGAAUUCAAAGUACAUGAAUGUGAGAUUACCCAGAAACAUGUAUGACUUGUACAAAUUCCCCUUACACAUAUUGCAGCACUAUUACAAAAAAACCAUGGAGAAGAAGAAGUGGUAUCACGAGAAUGAGGACUUGAUGAAGAAGAUCGAGUCCCUUUCAUUCGAAUAG